AUGGCGUAUGACUCAGUAGCAGAAGAACCCGUCGAGUCCUCGUCAAAGGGCCCCAAGUCCAUCUCAUCCAACAAGUCAGUGAAGUCAGUGGAGCCCCAGCAGCUUUCCAACCCUCCACACUCUCCGGCGUCUGAUCUUGAAGACACUCCCCUUCUCCAGAACUCCGGCUCCCAGUUCCUUGACCCAGAUGACCCCAGGGUUUCUCCAUUGAACCUCUACAAAGUAAGACUCCUCAAGACAGGAGUGGUGAGUCUCAGCAUCAUUAAUCUAGUUCUCUUUCUUGGGUUUUUGUUCAGCGAUUUCAUCAGUAUUCCUGGGCUCAACAACCCAGGAAAGUCAUUCUUGGAAAUGGACCUUGCCUUGAUUUCUAUCCUCACCAAUCUUUUGACCAUCUGGAAAUUUGAUAUUUCCCUGUACUACGAAAGGAUCUUGGGGUACGUCAGCAGUGUGUUGACUCUUAUUACCUUCGUGGUGGUUUUCUCGGUGCAAACAAUAAGAGAAAGACUUGCUCUUCUUGGUGCUUUCAUGCUCUUGUGGACUGGUUUGAACAUUUUUGUCAACUCGUUGGUGGAUUUGGGAGUUGAGAAGGGAAGACAUUAUCAGGAAAUCAGGUUCACUGGAAGAAUCGAAAAAAGAAGAUCGGUUUACGAACUCUUCAUAAUGUUCUCCAAGACUUUGGUCAAGCUAUUCUUGUUGUGGAUCAUAUGGAAUGUAAGCUUGACCUUAUGGCUCGAAACAUUUGACACACACGAAAAGCCAUGGGGAAAAAUGAUUGGUGUCAACGAAGAUCAGUUUAAGGUGCAUUUGGCAUGUUUUGGAAAUGUGUAUGAUAGUAGCGAAGAUGAAAAGCAGCCAAUUUUAUUGGUUGAAGGAGGUCAGAGGACUUCAGCAGAAGAAACUCAAGAGUGGAUUGAGGAGUUGUUCCACUUGAAAAAGAUCCACAGGUAUUGUGUUUGGGACAGACCAGGAUACGGAUGGUCUGAAAGUUCCCCUUCACCUGUCUCUAUCAAUAUCAUCACUGAAUACCUUAUUGAGGCAUUGAACAAAGAAGGAAUUGAGGGCCCAUUCAGUUUAGUGGGUUACGAUAUUGGCGGGUUAUACGCAAGGAUGUUCGCAUCCAAAAAACCAGGAAAGAUACACUCGAUCUUGUUUGUUGACAGUUGGCACGAAGACUUGCUUAAAAUCAGACCCUUCAGUGGUCCUAACCGUAAAAACGAAGACAAGAAAGUAUUCAAAAAUAUCAUCGAAUUCAUGGAUACGUGGACAGGAAUCAAGUUAUGGUUCAAGGGAGUUAUCUCGCCAUUGGGGUUGGUUCAAAAUUUCCACUGGUUCUUCCAUCCCAAAAGGUACUCAUCCAAGAGUCGUAUAUUUGGAAGAGACAUGAAGUAUCAAUCUAGAUACAUUAGAGCCAGACUUCAGGAACAAGUGACUGCGUCUAUCUUGUCAUACAACGAAAUCAAAAAUAUCGAUAUCCACAAUUUACCAGUAAGUGUGAUAUCGUCCGACUUCAUGAUCAAGAACUCCUUGAACUGGGGCAAAUGGCAGAGAGAAAUCUCGAAGUUGAGUGAGAACACCAUUGAAUGGGUGAUUGCCGAUAACAGCGACCACAAGAUCUGGAACAACCCCAAGGGAAGGGAACAGUUGCAGCAGUUAUUGUUGAGAUUGGUGAGCGAGAAGAGCAACUACUAG
Molecule: messenger RNA, 1689 nt
Organism: Suhomyces tanzawaensis NRRL Y-17324
Lineage: Eukaryota; Fungi; Ascomycota; Pichiomycetes; Serinales; Debaryomycetaceae
Exons: 1
Coding region: 1-1689 (562 amino acids)
Biological process (GO): regulation of lipid storage
Cellular component (GO): endoplasmic reticulum
Source: RefSeq, a predicted model, not a curated record